Messenger RNA from Setaria italica (foxtail millet), 2666 nucleotides. RefSeq names its product calcium-dependent protein kinase 7. The coding region runs from base 785 to 2368 and encodes 527 amino acids. Gene Ontology annotation, biological process: intracellular signal transduction; protein autophosphorylation; peptidyl-serine phosphorylation. The transcript has 8 exons. Gene Ontology annotation, cellular component: cytoplasm; nucleus. NCBI's taxonomy places the organism in Eukaryota, Viridiplantae, Streptophyta, Magnoliopsida, Poales, Poaceae. The record is from RefSeq and is a predicted model, not a curated record. Gene Ontology annotation, molecular function: calcium/calmodulin-dependent protein kinase activity; ATP binding; calmodulin binding.
UCUUCUCCCCAUCUCCAUUUUUUUCCUCCCAUUGUUUUUGCAUUUUAGUCCCUCAGGAAGCUGCGAUUUUGUGUCCGAUCCGUCGGCUCGAUUCUGCGCGUGCUUCGCUUCGAUCGAGCGCGCCGGCCGUUGGAAGAUCCCUGCGAGGCUCCUCGUUUGGCGGGUGCGAAUCUGAGCUCGAUUCUGUUUCUUCCCGCACAAAUCUCGUCUUUUUUGGUAUAGAUUUGGCCUGUGGGCGCCCGUCUAGGCGUUUCUCGUGGGUUUCGGCUUUGUUUUCGCCGAUUUGCUGGUGGAUUUGGUGUUCUAGGCCUGUCAAGUUCGGAUCUUGUGCGCAAGUUGCAGCAUUAGGAACCCUCAAAUUGGGGAUUUUGUGUGGAUUAGCUGCGGUUCUCGGUUUUCGGGUUACAAGGGCGCAGCCUACGGAGGAAGCUUCUCAAGGUUGCCUUUGGGAGGAGCUCUUCCACUUCUGGGGGUUUCAGUGGACGCGGUUGAGAGAUUAGCUUCAGGAGUAGUCUGGCAAUCUCGUUUAUUGCGUGUUUUUUUGGUUACAAGGCUUGGGUGUCAAGUCUGGUGGUGGAAGCCCUCAGGCUGGAGAUUUCCUGCCAUCUCCAAGGCUGCUGAUUUCCCCCUCCCAGGAAGCCAAGUAAGGGCUUUCUUCUGGAGGAGCUCUUCCAGUUCCAUAAGUUUGCGCACCACUACUAUUUAAUCUCAAUUUGCAUCCAAGAGAUUCACAAUUGUGUGAGACUGGGAACUCCAGAAUUGAUUGGGACAAGGUGUUCUAGGAAUGGGGAAUCAAUGCCCAAACGGGACUCUUGGGAGUGACUACUACAAUCGUCCCGCUUCUAGGUUCGCUGAUGGAUACCUCGAGGAAGAUAGCUACUCCGACUUGAAGAAGUUUGAGAAGCCAUGGCCUGAGGUGAACUCAUUUAAGCCCACUGCUGCUGGUAUUCUUAAGCGGGGAUUGGAUCCGACGUCUAUCACCGUCCUUGAAAGGAAGACAGCCGACCUAAGGGAACAUUAUAUAAUUGGUCGGAAGCUUGGUCAAGGGCAGUUUGGCACAACAUACCUCUGCACCGAGAUCAGUACAGGGUGUGAGUAUGCAUGCAAGACCAUCCCAAAGCGCAAGCUCAUCACCAAGGAGGAUGUUGAGGAUGUGCGCCGUGAGAUCCAGAUAAUGCACCAUUUGUCUGGCCACAAGAAUGUUGUUGCAAUCAAAGAUGUUUAUGAGGACGGGCAGGCGGUGCACAUUGUGAUGGAGCUCUGUGCUGGUGGGGAGCUUUUUGACCGAAUUCAGGAGAAGGGGCAUUACAGCGAGCAGAAGGCUGCAGAGCUUAUAAGAAUCAUUGUUAGCAUAGUGGCUAUGUGCCAUUCACUAGGGGUGAUGCACCGUGAUCUAAAGCCAGAAAACUUCCUCCUUUUGGACAAAGAAGAUGACCUGUCAAUAAAAGCAAUUGAUUUUGGUCUAUCUGUGUUCUUCAAACCAUGUCAGGUUUUCACUGAGUUGGUUGGAAGUCCAUAUUAUGUUGCUCCUGAAGUACUGCACAAACGUUAUGGACCAGAAGCUGAUGUGUGGUCAGCUGGAGUGAUACUCUAUGUAUUGCUUAGUGGGGUGCCACCUUUUUGGGCAGAGACACAACAAGGAAUAUUUGAUGCUGUCCUUAAGGGGCACAUUGAUUUUGACUCGGACCCAUGGCCUAAGAUAUCUGAAAGUGCAAAGAAUCUUAUAAGAAAGAUGCUCUGCCCUUGCCCUUCGGAGCGUCUGAAAGCCCAUGAAGUACUACGCCAUCCUUGGAUUUGUGAAAAUGGAGUGGCCACUGAUCAAGCUCUUGACCCCAGUGUUCUCUCUCGGCUGAAACAAUUCUCUGCAAUGAACAAGUUAAAGAAGUUGGCUCUGAGGGUGAUUGCUGAACGGCUUUCCGAGGAGGAGAUUGCUGGGUUAAGACAAAUGUUCAAAGCAGUGGAUGUUAAAAAUAGAGGUGUAAUUACUCUUGGUGAGCUUAGAGAAGGGUUAAGAAGAUACGGUACUGAAUUGGAGGAUAGAGAAAUUAGUGAUAUAGUGGAAGCGGCUGAUAAAGACAAUAAUGUGACCAUCAAUUAUGAAGAAUUUAUUGCUGCAACUGUGCCUCUUAACAAAAUAGAGCGUGAAGAGCACUUGAUGGCAGCUUUUACUUACUUCGACAAAGAUGGAAGUGGUUAUAUCACAGUUGACAAGCUUCAACGAGCUUGUGGAGAACAUAACAUGGAGGACUCUUUCCUGGAAGAGAUAAUUUUAGAAGUUGACCAAAACAAUGACGGUCAAAUUGACUACGCCGAAUUCGUAGCCAUGAUGCAAGGCAACAAAGUUGGACUUGGGUGGCAACCAAUGUAAACCACUUUGAAUGUAACCUUGAGAGAUGCACCUCAAGUACACUGAUGCAUACGUGAUGUACAGAUUUUGUUCUCUUUUCUUAUUCAUCAUUUCUCCACAGCCCGAAUUCGGGCUGACAUGUACGAGAAGAGAGCAAAUCAAUUCAUUAGUAGUAGUAUUUAUCCCAAAGAAGUGUGGGCUGUCAAGUAGUAUAUAGUUUGUUAUGAGAGACAUAUAUGUAGCAGCGGUAUAUGUUCAUGUAGUUGCAAUCAUGUCCAGCGAUUCAAAAUACCAAAAGAGGCGCAUUCGGUUUGUUCUC